AUGGAGCAGUUUGUGCCUGCGGGUCGGUCUUUACCGGUCUACAGGCGGAUAUGUUACGCUGCGGGACACUUUCUGAACGACCUGUGCGCCUCUAUGUGGUUCACCUAUCUGCUGGUCUACCUGCACUCAGUGCUCGGCUUCCAGAGCACCUAUGCAGGUGCGCUGCUGCUGAUUGGACAGAUAGCGGACGGAGUCUGUACGCCUCUGAUUGGGUAUGAAUCCGACAGGUUGCCGGGCAAGAGGAAAAACUGGCAUCUACUGGGGACUGUGUGUGUUCUUGUGUCCUUCCCCUUCAUUUUCAACCCCUGCCUGGCCUGUAAAGACACCACUCCUCCGUGGGCUCAGCUCUUUUACUUCUCCCCCUUCAUCAUCAUCUUCCAGUUCGGCUGGGCGGCCACUCAGAUCUCACACCUGUCCCUCAUCCCGGAGCUCGCGUCCAGCGACAGCGACAAGGUGGAGCUCACUGCGUACAGGUAUGCCUUCACUGUGGUGGCCAAUAUCACCGUGUACACCGUGGCCUGGCUGCUCUUCCACUUCCAGGCUCAGCACAAUGUGGACCCCUCCAUCACAGACAACCUGGGCCUGGUGGACGUCCCUCUGUUCAGGACGCUGGCCCUCAUUAUGCUGGGCACCGGAGCCGUAUUCUCCCUGUUAUUCCAUGUGGGCACAAAAGAGGGCGCGUCGGCCUCUGGGAGAGACGAUCAGCUGAUCACACCUUCCUCCUCACAGGAAACUUUGUCUCAUACUGUGUUUCAGUGGAAGCAUUGGCUGAAGGAGCCCUCCUUCUACCAGAUGGCUUUCCUGUACAUGUGCACCAGACUAAUAGUCAACUUAUCUCAGACCUACAUCUCCGUUUACCUCACCGACUCACUGAUGUUACCAAAGAACUUCAUUGCCAUCAUACCUCUGGUGAUGUAUGUCAGCGGCUUCGUUUGCUCUCUGGCCAUGAAACCAAUCAGCAAGUUCAUAGGAAUCAGUAUUACCUAUUUGAUCGGCCUGUUGUUGGUGUUUGGCUUCGCUGUCUGGGUGUUUAUGGACGAGAACAUGGGAGCUGAGGUUAUCUAUGGAGCCGCUGUGCUGCUGGGAGCUGGUUCAGCUACAAUCCUGGUCAUGUCUCUGUCUAUGACAGCCACACUCAUCGGGGAGCAGACGCAAAGUGGAGCCUUUGUUUAUGGAUCAAUGAGCUUCACAGACAAGGUGGCUAAUGGCGUCGGGGUCAUCCUCAUCCAGAGCAUCCGACCAUGCAGCACCGAGGCCUGCUGCCCAGACUGCAUUUGGUUUUAUCGUGACGUCAUGGUGACAGUAACCGGGGGCAUCGCCGUGGCUGCAGCACUUGGCCUGGUCACAAUUCUAAUCUGGCCAAUCAGGAUACAGAGAAAUUAGGGUUCAAAACCUCCACAAUCCGCUCUACACUGCAAACACACACAUUAAACAACAACAACAACAACAACAACAACAGAGAUUUAAUGACCUACAGUUUUAUGUUUGUUAUGUUUAAAUCCACUGUUACUACUUCAGCUGGAUACAGAGCACAAUCGUAUUCAAGCUCCUCGAGUAUCACUUUCUAAAUAUUUUGUCAUUUUGGACUUUAGGAAAGUAAAACCUUUGUUGCUGGACAAGGGAAAUGGUGCAGAGGAUGAAGCCAUGCUGCCACCUAGUGUGUGAAUCUGUAACUGCACUGCUUUCCUGGAGGGGCUUUUAAACCUGAUAAUUAUAUUAAACACUCUACAUAACCAGAAAAAGAUCUUUAAAUUGAUUUAAUGUCUAGAAGUAAUGUAGGAAUCGAAAUAACAACUUACACAACUCAUAAAUACACAAUAUAAUGUUUCAUAUAGAUGUCUAGAAGAGCAACUAGCUUUAGAUGUUGGCCUUAACUCAGCACUUCUAGAUUUACAUUUGAUAAUGAAAAUAUACACAAACUGUAUCGAUUUUACACAGGAACAAACAGAAUUUUGUUUGGUGAUUGUAUUAAUUUCUUUAUGUUGCGUUUUUGUUAGUAACUUUCAAAGACUUAAAAACCCAUAAAUCAGUAAACUACACAUACUGUGAUUUAAAUUCAUCUUGUAAUGGAAAUACUUUCAAAAUAAAUUCCAGCAUG
Morone saxatilis (striped sea-bass) is the source of this 2098-nucleotide messenger RNA. RefSeq names its product major facilitator superfamily domain containing 12b (gene mfsd12b). The coding region runs from base 1 to 1383 and encodes 460 amino acids. Gene Ontology annotation, biological process: carbohydrate transport. The transcript is spliced from 9 exons. The record is from RefSeq and is a predicted model, not a curated record. Gene Ontology annotation, cellular component: membrane. Gene Ontology annotation, molecular function: symporter activity. NCBI's taxonomy places the organism in Eukaryota, Metazoa, Chordata, Actinopteri, Moronidae.